Messenger RNA from Exserohilum turcica Et28A, 246 nucleotides. RefSeq lists its product as uncharacterized. Lineage: Eukaryota; Fungi; Ascomycota; Dothideomycetes; Pleosporales; Pleosporaceae. Bases 1 to 246 code for a protein of 81 amino acids. The transcript has 2 exons. The record is from RefSeq and is a predicted model, not a curated record.
AUGGUUCGCGCAUCCUCCAUCAUUGCCCUCGUCUUCACCAUGGUGUGCGGCACGCAAGCCGCAAACUGGUACUGCCAGUGCCUGUACCCGGACGGCUCGCACUGCUGCAACAAUGCCGACGACUGCACGUCGUCGUGCCUCAACGCCGUAUCCAACGAGACGGACAAGGCGUGCAACGCUGGAGGCAAGAACUCGCGCGUCAGCUACUUCAACGCUCAGUUCCGCACGACUUGCCACGAGACUUAG